AUCCAUUUUCUUCACACAUUGUCUUCCACUGUCCCACAAAUAUCCGAAACAUGGUAAAGUCCUUUAGCAUCUUCUUUUCUAUGUAAAUAUGUAUCUUAUAUAAGUAGUAUACUAUAGAGUAGUAUAGUAAAGCCUUAGCUUCAACAACAUUUUUUCUUUUAGUUGUAAACAUAUUCAUGAUUUGACUCUUUUUCUCCAAAAUAUAUGAAGAAGAAGACCUGGUUCUUGAAUUUCUCACUGUUCAUUCUCCAAAUCUUCACAUUUUCAAAUGCAUUGGAUGUUACUCAAUUAGGAGCGAUUGGUGAUGGAGUUACAGACGAUUCGCAGGCGUUCUUGAAAGCUUGGGAAGCUGUUUGUAGCGGAACAGGAGAUGGGCAGCUUGUCGUUCCGGCAGGGGUGACAUUUAUGUUACAGCCCCUGAAGUUUCAAGGUUCUUGCAAAUCGGCCCCAAUUUUUGUUCAGAUAUUAGGCAAUCUGGUUGCAUCGAGUAAAGGAAAUUGGAAAGGAGACAAAGAUCAAUGGAUUCUUUUUACAGACAUUGAAGGACUUGUGAUUGAAGGUGGCGGUGAAAUUAACGGUCAGGGUUCGAGCUGGUGGGAACACAAAGGCUCCAGACCUACCGCGUUGAAGUUCAAGAGCUGCAACAACCUUAGAUUGAGUGGGUUAACGCAUGUAGAUAGUCCAAUGGCUCACAUUCACAUAAACGAUUGCAACUAUGUGACCAUCUCAAGUCUACGGAUAAAUGCGCCGGAAUCAAGUCCUAACACUGAUGGAAUCGACGUAGGCUCUUCAUCCAACGUUGUCAUCCAGGAUUGCGUCAUCGGUACCGGUGAUGAUUGCAUUGCGAUUAAUUCGGGGACGUCUAAUAUCCGGAUUUCUGGUAUAGAUUGCGGACCAGGCCAUGGAAUAAGCAUAGGAAGCUUGGGAAAAGAUGGGGAGACAGCUACAGUGGAGAAUGUAUGUGUCCAAAACUGUAACUUUAGAGGAACUACUAAUGGUGCUCGGAUCAAAACCUGGCAGGGCGGAUCGGGUUACGCGAGAAUGAUUACUUUCAAUGGAAUUACUCUAGAUAAUGUUGAAAAUCCAAUCAUAAUCGAUCAGCUCUAUAACGGUGGAGAUUCUGAUAAAGCCAAAGAUCAUAAGUCGUCGGCAGUGGAAGUGAGCAAAGUGGUGUAUAGCAAUUUCAUUGGGACGUCGAAGUCAGAGUACGGCGUUGACUUCCGAUGCAGCGAGACAGUACCAUGCACAGAGAUUUUCUUAAGAGACGUGAAAAUAGAAACGGCAUCAUCAGGAUCAGGACAAGUCGCACAAGGACAGUGUUUAAACGUGAGAGGUGUGUCAACACUUGCUGUACCAGGUCUAGAAUGUUUGGCCCUUUCCCCAGAUAUGUUGUCAUCGACGCAAUUGCCGGAACAAACUUGCAUGUUGGCACAAUCAGUGCAACCAAGAACAACACAACCGAUGCAAGAUCCAAUAUGGGAUUUUGAAAGCAGAGGGAAACGACUUAGAGUUUACAAUGCUGUAUUAGUUUCAUUUGUCUCUUUGGUUACAUAUAUUUUAGGUGAUUAAUUCAAGAUUUCAAAAGUUCAAAGAUAUAAGUGGCUAUGAUAAGUAUAAGUUAAUUGGGAGUUUGAAGUCUACUUGUGUUGAUAAGUGUCACCAGUCACCACCUCAAAAGCCUAUUUUCCCAAUAAGAUUUUUUAACAUUUAUAACAAAAACCAAAAAUUUCACAUA
This is a messenger RNA of Arabidopsis lyrata subsp. lyrata, 1735 nucleotides long. Its product is annotated as probable polygalacturonase At3g15720. The record is from RefSeq and is a predicted model, not a curated record. NCBI's taxonomy places the organism in Eukaryota, Viridiplantae, Streptophyta, Magnoliopsida, Brassicales, Brassicaceae. The coding region runs from base 205 to 1569 and encodes 454 amino acids. Gene Ontology annotation, molecular function: polygalacturonase activity. The transcript is spliced from 8 exons. Gene Ontology annotation, biological process: carbohydrate metabolic process.